Messenger RNA from Lacerta agilis (Sand lizard), 4199 nucleotides. It is a transcript of the gene RBM33, whose product is annotated as RNA binding motif protein 33. The transcript has 19 exons. The record is from RefSeq and is a predicted model, not a curated record. Bases 61 to 3759 code for a protein of 1232 amino acids. Lineage: Eukaryota; Metazoa; Chordata; Lepidosauria; Squamata; Lacertidae. Gene Ontology annotation, molecular function: RNA binding.
CGUGAGAAGCAGGAGGGGCGCGGGGGUCCUCGCACCGUGUCCUCGCAGGGGCCCGACGCCAUGGCAGCUGCCUUGGGAGGAGGAGGGGACGGAGGAGCAGAUGAUGACUUUGAUCAAUUCGAUAAGCCUGGUGCAGAAAGAUCUUGGAGGAGGAGAACUGGAGAUGAAGACUGGGACAGUGAAUUAGACGAUGACUUGCUAGGAGAAGAUUUGCUGGCUGGCAAAAAGACGCAGUCAGAUAUGUCAGAUGAAGAAUUGAAUGAUGAUCUUCUACAGAGUGACAACGAAGAGGACCAACAUUUCAGCACUCAAGGUGUCACAGUUAGUCUUAAUGCUACAUCUGAAGUAGGUACAUCCUUUGAACUCGCGGAGCAUGCUAAUGAUCAGUCGGUUGAGCAAGAUUCAGAGUAUGAACAAGGGGAGGAUGAACUGGGCUAUGGCAAAUCAGAAGUGCCUGAAGAGUAUUCUGGGGAAUACACAGAAGAAGGGCAGUAUGAAGGCCAAGAGGCUGAGCUGACAGAAGACCAAAUAGAAUAUGGGGAAGAUCAGGGAGAAGAAGAGAUUUAUAAUGAUGGAGUGCUAGAUCUCGAAAUCAAUGAACCUCUAGAUGAUUUUACAGAUGAAGAUUAUAUGCAGUCCUACAGUGAGCAGCAAGCAAUUGAACAGCAAGAAUAUGUAGCUGAAGGAGAAUUGGAGGAGGUUGCUGACACCCAGACACCGCCAAAUGAGCCGGAAGAGGCAGUUAUUGAAAACUUAGAGCUUCAAGAAGAAACCAAAGAAGAGUCUGAUGAAGAAGAGGAAGAUGAUGAAGAAUCUGGUCGAUUACGUUUCAAAACUGAACGGAAAGAAGGAACAAUCAUUAGACUUUCAGAUGUAACGAGAGAGCGAAGAAACAUUCCAGAAACUUUGGAACUUUCUGCAGAAGCCAAAGCAGCAUUAUUUGAAUUUGAAGAGAGGGAAAGGCAAAUGAAGCAGGGGCGUUAUGGCUCAAGAAGAGGAGGAAGGAGAGGAGGGCCUUUAAUGUGUCGUGGGAUGGGAGAACAAAGAAGAGACAACAAUGAAAGGGGAAGAAUGAAGGAUCACAGGCCUGCGUUGCUGUCGACCCAGACAUCUGUUACGACACAUUCGGAAAGGAUAUUUCGUCAUCAACAGCCCAUUAGGAAUCUCUUCCAGCAGCAGCAGCAGCAGCAGCAGCAGCAACAGCAACAGCAACAGCAACAGCAACAGCAACAGCAACAGCAACAGAUGCAGGGACUGUUACCCAUUCCCUCUCAGCUUCAUACACCACCUCCGCCUCAAGGGAUGCAUAUGCCACCCCAGCUAGAAACACCAAGAAUGCUGAUGACUCCUCCUCCAGUGACAUCUCAGCAGCCAAAAAACAUACAUAUAAACCCACACUUCAAAGGAACUGUAGUAACGCCUGUACAAGUGCCCUUGCUGCCAGUCCCAAACCAGCCAAGACCUGCUGUAGGACCCCAGAGAUUUCCUGGUCCUCCAGAGUUUCAGCAGAAUCCCCCUGGACCUGUUCCUACCAACUUCAAUCAAGCCCCAAGACUCUCCCUCCAGGAUCAAUGGAGAGGACCACCACCGCCUCUGCCACCACCGCCUCCACAGGAUAGAGAGCCUUUCUUCAUGGGAGAGCCAAGAUUUCCCAGCCAUCACUUGUUUGAGCAGCGGAGCCCUCCUCCUCCACUACCACCCCCACUCCUCAACAGCGCCCACCAAAUUCCCAACCAAAACCCGCACCCUUUCAGUCAGCCUGGACCAGGUUUUAACCAGCAGGGGCAGCAGCACAUGUUUCCCAGAGAGAGGAUGGUGAGGCCAAACAUUCAUCCGCAGGGCCCCGUGGGAGUCCUUCACUUCAACCAGCCUGGAGCAGCAAAUGCACGACCUUUCCUCCCUCCCAGGCAGUCGUUCAUGCAGGUGCCAGGGCAGCCGUUUUUGACAACUCUCACACAGCCCAACAUGCAGGGUCCCUUGCACCCUCCUUUGCAGCCACAGCAUCAGCAGCACCCACAGCCGCCGCAACAACACCACCCGCAGCCGCAUCAACAGUCGCAUCAGCAGCAUCCGCAGUCACAUCAGCAGCAUCCACAAACAGCCCAGCAGCACCACCAGCAGCAUCAACCACACCACCAGCAGCAUCAACCACACCACCAGCAGCAGCACCACCUCCUUGCAGUGCCCCCCCAGCCUCUGAUUUCUGUUGCCCCAUCCCAGUUUAGACCUCACAUGCAGGCGCAGCAGCAGCAGUCAAGCAGCAAUCGGAUGCAGUGUCAGCAGCGACAAGGUCUGGUAAAGGCCAGGCAUAACACACCAACACAAAACAUUGUGAAGCGUCCAAAUCAGCAACUCCAGUCACCUGCUCCAAGGAACAGUAACUUGCGGGAAUUGCCAAUAGCACCUUUGCAUGCAAUUGAGGCUGCUAACAACCGAAGAACCUCAGCACCUGCUGCUCAAGUAAAACCCAUUACCAGUACCAUGCCUACAGCAAGGCCUGUUGCUGGUGUGAAGAACCAACAGGGAAGGACUGAGACAAAGCCUAGAGCAGUUAUUCCAGUGGCACAGCCUAAAGCGGAGAUCAAAUCUGAGCCAGAGUUUCCUGAUGAAGAUGAAGAAACCAGACUCUACCGUUUGAAGAUAGAAGAACAGAAACGCCUAAGAGAAGAGAUCUUGAAACAAAAGGAGCUCAGGCGGCAACUUCAGGCUGGAGCUAGAAAAAGAGAGUUGCUUGAAAGGCUUGCACAGCAGCAGCAGCAGUCUUCAACACAACAACAGGAGGAAGAAACUUCACAGUUGCCCACCAAUGGAAAUGCAUUACUUCCCCUUCCUGGUGCACAGCCACGCCAAAAUGUGAAAUGCAGGCUGAUGGUUAAAAAGCAAGACCCAGUAGCUCCAACCCCCCCUGCUUUUCAGCCUAAGCCCCCAAAUAUUCUGCAGGCUGGAGAUAAUGCACAAUUUCAAGGACAGCAAAUAAAAACAGUAAAGCAGCUAAGACAGACUAGGACAAUGCCUGAAAAUGAGCUCCAGCUGCCAUAUAAAGGGUUGCAAACAAAGCCUCCUGCAGCCCACUUGAACCCAUCCCAGAUUGCUCGUGUGGCAUCAGUACAAGGCCAGCCUCAGGAACUGAAGCCUGGGGUGAAAAGAACUGUCAUGCAGCGGGCAAACAGUGGUAGUGGAGAUGGGCCCCAUGUCGGCACCAAAGUCAGGGUGAUUAAAUUGUCAGGAGGGGGUGGUGAGAACGUUGGCUUUUCUCACUCAGAAGUGCCACAUCACCGGCUACAGCAGCCCCUGGAUCAAAGACAUCAGCCUGUGCGGAAGGUCACCUUGACCAAAGGAACAAUACAGCAACCGCAUCAGCACCAGCUGGCACAGAUCCACUCACUUCCCCAGGGGCUGAAAAACAUCCCGGGGAUACAUCAGGCAAAGAAGGUCAUUACGCACGGGAGAGGCAGAGGCAUUGCGGGCCAGAUGGGCCGAGGACGCUUGAUGCCAAAUAAACAGAAUCUGCGAGUGGUAGAGUGCAAACCACAGCCCUGCAUUGUGUCAGUUGAAGGGCUUUCUUCAUCAACCACGGAUGUCCAACUGAAAAACCUGCUGAUGUCGGUAGGACCUAUUCAGAGUUUACAGAUGCUUCCUCAACAGCGGAAGGCCAUAGCAAAAUUUAAAGAGCCCUCUGAUGCUUUGAAAUUUCAACAGAAGUUUCACAGGCAUAUGAUAGAUUUGUCCCACAUCAACGUGGCACUGAUAGUGGAGUGACCUGCUGAACGCAACUGGUCUGUUCUUCUACAUGUGGCUUCCUUUGAAGGAAGUCGCGAGGCAGGAUCUCCUCGUGAUCUCCAAUGCCAGCUUUGCAGUGCCCCCCCUGAAACUUAAGACUACUCUGUGACACUACAGACAGCAGCAGCGUUACUGCAGUGGAAGCUAGAGUUAACAAGGAUCCAGAAACGGAGAGUUUUGUAUUGGCUUUCUUUUACUGUGUUGACACAUGGAGCUAUAGGUCUCGUGUCCUUGUGCACAAAUGUGUGUACACAGGUGUUUUUUCAAGAAAUGUACUAUGUGAUCACAGUGACUCAGAUUGAAAGAACACUAACUUUGAAAAAAUUUAUGCUUCUUCAUAGCAAAGAAUAUUUGAUAAUGGUUGCUCUUAUCUUCCAUGUGGGGUGUUGGAAUGAGAUGGUGUCCAUACCUAUCUGGAU